UUGCCCUAUCGGAACGCGUGUUGUACGGCGCACGUUGUAAUUGAGUUUUCGUUUGUACUUAAAAGCAACAUAAUAGACGAUCAUGCCAACUGAAAACAGUGGCAAACGUAAAAGGCCCAAGAAGAAGGGCAAGAAAUUUAUGCGCAAUGCAAAAGGCUUUGCCAAACAAGGUAUUUUUGGACGCGGCUCUCAUAUUGAUGGUGAUCAAUUCAACUAUUUUAUAAACAUCUUGGAUGCCAUGAAGGCAGGUCUCGAAGAUGUGGAAGAGCGAGUCAAUAUGGCCAAUAACGUGUUCGAGCAGACAAAGGACCACGAAAUCGACUUGGCUGCCAAUCAAGUUGUCUCCAAGGCUCUUGAGUCUCUUAUUGGAUUUGUGGAAGCUCCACAGCUUGAAAGGUUUUUUACCAAAUUCGGCGACAGCCUGCGUCCCAUGUGUUCCGAUCCUUUUGCAUCGCAUGUUCUGCAAAAAAUGGUGGAAAUAGCAUUUCUGCGAGGAUUGGGACAGACAGCAGCUCGGGAACCGUCAGAAGACGAUGUUUCCGACCCAGCCAAGAAAGCCAAGCCCGAUGCCGCGCAGAUCGAAGAGCAGUACAAUUUGGAGACCGAAUUUAGCGAGGAGCAUCGUGAACAGUGCCGCCAAUUUGUUCUACGCAUAUCCAAAUUCAUGCUUAACAAUCUGGAGGAUUUUGUGUGGGAUGCAUGCGCCACGCACAUCAUGCGAACAGCUAUACUCUGCCUUGUUGGCAUCCAUGUGCCCAAAAUAGCUUUCGUGAAGGGCGGCGCCGAGUUGACCAAGCAUCGCAAACUUUACAAGGUGCCCGAAGAAUGGCCUGAGGUCAUGAAGGAGUAUCCACAGCGCCUGGAAAUGUGGCCUCAGUUUGUGGACUUUCCCUACCAGGAACACUCCUCUGCUCUGCUGGGUGUUAUAUGCUUAUCGCUUAGUGCGGUCGAUAAGAACAUGUUAAAGCAUUUUGGCAAAAAAAUAUUAAUGGAAAGCUUGCUGAAACCGGACGAUGCGACUAACGCUGACGAUGAAGACAAGCCGAAGGCGAUCAAAAUUGAAAUAGAUGACGAGGCUGACGAUCCCGCCACUAAUGAAAAGGCGGUGGCACCAGCAACUGAAGACGACAAUGCUAAACCUAAGGUGGUGCUGCCCAAAGUCUUCCAUUACCAGUGCGCUGUUAUACUGCUUGAGACUCUUUUGACUGUGGCAGGUGGAAAGCUGCUGACUCAACUUUAUGCCAUGCUUUUUAGCGGUCGCGUAGCUCACCUGGCCCUAGGGCAACAAACCAACUUUGCCGUGCAGCGUCUGCUACAGCACUUGAAAGAUGUGCCCGACUUUGAGUCAGUCUUCGAUGAGUUACAGCCACAGAUUGAGCAGUUGCUGAAAACGGGUCUAACGGGCGUGGUGUCUGCCCUAAGCGCUGCCUGCCUGCGCUUGGGCGCCAAGCAGGCUCAGAUGAUAGGAGCACUUCAGGCCGCCUUACAUGUGGCUGGCGACAAAGAGAAAUCCAAGAUGUUCUUUAACUGUCUUGUUAAACUGAAGCCCCAUGAGCUUAUCGCCGACGAUCAGUCCGCCUUCGUGCAUCUACAUGGAUCGCUAAUAGUACAACAUGUGCUUCAGUUCAAUAAGCCCAUCUUCCUAGUCAACUGCAUUCUGGAGCUGCCUGCUGUGCAGCUGGCGCAAAUCCUUAACACACCCAAUGGCUCGCACAUUGUCGAUGCCUUCUUGCAGAGCAAAUACAUUGGAGAGAAGUCACGAGAGCGUCUUAUCCGCCAGCUAGAUGGCUUCUAUGUGGACCUGGCUAUCACCCGGCACGGUUCACGCGUCAUGGAGCAAUGCUUCAAGGCUGCACAAGAAGCGCAAAAGCUGCGUAUGGCUAAGGAAUUGAGCUCUAAGACCAACAUGUUAAAAGGCUCUCCAUAUGGCAGCCUUAUACACUCCAAAUAUCGUUUGGAGACCUACAAGCUGUCGCCCAGUCAGUGGCUAGCCAGUCUGGGUCAGCAGCAGGAGCAGGAGAAGCCGGCGCAGACGAAAAAACGCCCUGCAAAGACAGCCACCGAGUUAUUUAAGGAUAUACUUAGCUAACGUGUCAGCUAACGAAACAAAUAUAUAUACUACUUAGUAUGUACGUAAUAAAUUCAUUUUAAUUA
Molecule: messenger RNA, 2154 nt
Organism: Drosophila novamexicana
Lineage: Eukaryota; Metazoa; Arthropoda; Insecta; Diptera; Drosophilidae
Exons: 2
Coding region: 83-2089 (668 amino acids)
Biological process (GO): endonucleolytic cleavage in ITS1 to separate SSU-rRNA from 5.8S rRNA and LSU-rRNA from tricistronic rRNA transcript (SSU-rRNA, 5.8S rRNA, LSU-rRNA); ribosomal small subunit export from nucleus; endonucleolytic cleavage in 5'-ETS of tricistronic rRNA transcript (SSU-rRNA, 5.8S rRNA, LSU-rRNA)
Cellular component (GO): preribosome, small subunit precursor; nucleolus; 90S preribosome
Molecular function (GO): RNA binding
Source: RefSeq, a predicted model, not a curated record